AUGGGUUGCAGAGUUGCAGAGAUCUUUUUACCCGAAAAAGCAUACAUGGAAAAGACGUUAAAUAGUGCUUGGCGUGAAGAAGAAAACAAGAAACACAGCUUCACAGUUGAUCGGCUCGGCGUGCAUUGGGACAGGAGGAGAGACAACACCAUUUGGGGGUGCGGUAAAGACGAAGUCGUUUCGAUCAUCAUCUUCGCCUUCUUGGACAACCGUUUCGAAAUCCUUAUACCCGUUCAUCUUAGAUCCAUCGCCUACAAUCUCUUCGCUUUUUCGUUUGUUUCAGGCUUUCAACGAAGUUGCGAUCAUCUUGGUAGAUUGUUGGUUGGUCUAAUGCAAGGACAGAGGGGUGCUAUCGGUUCUUUUCCUGCAACAUUAGGGUUCGAACAUGGUUCAUCAUCAAGUGAUGCAAACGUAAUCGAUCAGCAAAUCUGCUUUGAAAACAAUAUGCAAAACUCUCCAUCAAAUGAUCCGUUUCUGAACUCAACAAAUCAAGGACAGAAUUUAAGUCUGUGGAAUGUUGGUGAACCCAGUUCAAGUUCUUCUUUAAUGAAAUCUUGCCCUGAAUCACCAUCAAGUUUGCUUUCAUUGUGUGAUCAUAACAAUGUCACCAUGAAUCUAUCAAAUUCUUUAUCAAUGGCUACUACUAGUGGUAGUAGUAGUUCGUCCGACCCUUUUGGAUCAUCUUCUGAUCAUAUUGAAUUAGAGGAACGGAGAUUGUCCCGGAAAAGAAAAGCAGUGGAAUUAGGGCAAUCUUCUUCAGGAAUUGGAAUCGGAAGCUCGGACAUGGUUCCAAGGGCGGAAAGUGGUUCCAUCACAUGGCAUGGAAGCGAAGCCACUCCAACUUCGGAAUCAAUUAUUCCGAGACUUGGGUUGAGUGUCGGUGGAGGAAACGAGAAUUCCCGUAGAAAUGUUUUGAGGAUUACUUCUUCGCGUCAACAAGAUAGUAAUAAUAGUAAUAAUGGGGAACCUGAUGUUUCGGGUUUAUAUCCUUCUUUGAGACUUAACCCUGUAGAUUUUAUAACACCGCCUGUAGCAGUGACAUCCGAUGAUUUAUCGAGUCAAAGUGGUCAACAGGCUUUGAGGAUUCCGGCCUUGAGAAGGAACGUUCAAUCGACAUCGAGGUGGAGUAGGAAUCCAAGCUCGAGAGCCAUUCGAUCAUCAAAUCUUGUUAUUUCCGGCGAUCGGAAUGAGCCUGAUUCUAUUUCCGACCAUCCUCUGUUCGCCCAGCUGAGUGACACGAGAACCGCUCUCCAAACUGAACUCAACUGGAGUUCAAACGGUGGUGGUGGGGCCGUAAGCAAUGUCGGAAUUGGUGUUUCCGAUUCUUCUCGAGCCUCACCGAGUUCAGGGCCGAUUCCGACAUCAGCAGCACCUAAUUCCAUUCCACCUCGUGGCUCCCCGCAUUAUCAUCCUCGAAGGCUAUCCGCAUUUCUUCGUAGGUCUUUAUUGUCAGCUUCUGAUUCCGAAGCUGGUGGUGGACCGAACAGUAAUCUUUUCCCUAGAUUGCCGCCAGCGAUUACUACUUCGGAAUUAGGAAUUCCGAUUCCGCCUGUAGUUAGCAGCCAAGGACAACAUCAUCAACCUCACUCGAGAUCCUCGGUAUUGCUCGGUAGACAGCUCGAUGGUGCUUUUGGGGUUCCGUAUCUUUCACGAACCAUGACAGGUGGAAGCGAAGGAAGAGGCAGACUCGUGUCUGAGAUUCGCAAUGUGUUGGAUCUCAUGCGCAGGGGUGAACCCUUGCGGUUUGAGGAUCUAAUGAUCUUAGAUCAAUCGGUUUUCUAUGGGAUUGCGGAUAUUCACGAUAGACAUAGAGAUAUGAGGCUUGAUAUUGAUAAUAUGUCUUACGAGGAGUUAUUGGCUUUAGAAGAGCGGAUUGGAAACGUGAACACGGGAUUGAAUGAAGAGACGAUUUCAAAGCAUCUGAAGACGAAACAGUAUGUGGCUGAAACGGGUCAGCCUGAUGCAGAACCUUGCUGCGUAUGUCAGGAGGAAUAUCAUAAUGGAGACGAUCUUGGAACAUUGGAUUGUGGGCAUGACUUCCAUCACGGUUGCAUCAAACAAUGGCUGCAACACAAGAACUCCUGCCCGAUUUGCAAGUCAACAGGAUUUGCGAAACUGUGAGGUCAUUAAUGAAAAUUUCAUUAUUUCUUGGAUCGAAAGUAAAGGUGUAUUUUGAAAGAAAUGUUGGCAAAUAAUAUUCUUUGCCUGGUAUCGAUUAAAGUUAUAUUUAAAUCUUGUUAUUUUUUGUAUUUUUUUUCUAAAUCUUGUGGCACCUCAACUUAUGUCAAUUUUCCAUUUAUUUAUGCUCAUCAACACUUGCUUAAUGAUUUUCUAUGAUAAGACACUAUGUUUAUGCAACAAAGUUGUUUUAUCAAUUUAUAAAAGGAU
Messenger RNA from Lactuca saligna, 2388 nucleotides. Lineage: Eukaryota; Viridiplantae; Streptophyta; Magnoliopsida; Asterales; Asteraceae. The record is from the annotation of a GenBank genome assembly.